AGUUGUUGCGAAGCUCUUUGGUCAACAACAGGACACAAGCCAAAGUGGCAGAAGAACUGGGCAUGCAGGAGUUUGCCAUUACUAAUGAUAAGACCAAGCGGCCUGUUGCAUUGCGAACAAAAACAUUAGCAGAUCUUUUGGAAUCCUUUAUUGCUGCUCUGUACAUAGAUAAGGAUCUUGAAUACGUCCACACCUUCAUGAAUGUCUGCUUUUUCCCACGACUGAAAGAAUUCAUCUUAAAUCAGGAUUGGAAUGAUCCAAAGUCUCAGCUCCAGCAAUGCUGUCUAACUCUCAGAACAGAAGGGAAGGAGCCAGACAUUCCUCUGUAUAAAACUCUGCAAACAGUUGGACCUUCUCACGCUAGGACAUACACUGUAGCUGUUUAUUUCAAAGGCGAGAGAAUAGGAUGUGGGAAAGGACCAAGCAUUCAACAAGCAGAGAUGUGUGCUGCAAUGGAUGCACUGGAAAAAUAUAAUUUUCCUCAGAUGGCCCAUCAAAAACGGUUCAUUGAACGGAAGUACCGGCAAGAGCUUAAAGAAAUGAGGUGGGAAAGAGAACAUCAAGAAAGAGAUCUGGAUGAGUCAGAAGACAUGAGAAAAUAAGGGGGAUGGAAACAGUAGUAUGUUUGCUUGACUUUGACCGUGGCCUAUAAAAAUCUAUCCCAGUUUCAUGGAAAUAAAUGAAAUCAUGUUU
Python bivittatus (Burmese python) is the source of this 693-nucleotide messenger RNA. The record is from RefSeq and is a predicted model, not a curated record. Lineage: Eukaryota; Metazoa; Chordata; Lepidosauria; Squamata; Pythonidae.